Sabethes cyaneus is the source of this 632-nucleotide messenger RNA. It is a transcript of the gene Cypl, whose product is annotated as peptidyl-prolyl cis-trans isomerase-like 1. The record is from RefSeq and is a predicted model, not a curated record. Gene Ontology annotation, molecular function: peptidyl-prolyl cis-trans isomerase activity. The transcript has 2 exons. Lineage: Eukaryota; Metazoa; Arthropoda; Insecta; Diptera; Culicidae. Bases 87 to 614 code for a protein of 175 amino acids. Gene Ontology annotation, biological process: protein peptidyl-prolyl isomerization; protein folding. Gene Ontology annotation, cellular component: catalytic step 2 spliceosome.
AUCUUAAUGCCGCGUUCAGUAGAAUUCUAAGAAAUCUAAGUGUUUUAUCUACUUUAGUAAGUUAAUAUUACUUUGUACUUUAAGCAAUGCUUGCAUUACAAACUGGUGCAGCAACAGGGAUUCCAGACAAAUUAUGGCAGCCUCACUUUGUCACCUUCGAAACAACAAUGGGUGAAAUCUCUAUCGAGCUAUACUGGAAACAUGCCCCAAAUACUUGCCGAAAUUUCGCCGAGCUAAGCCGUCGUGGCUACUACAAUGGAACCAUUUUCCAUCGAAUCAUACGUGAUUUCAUGAUUCAAGGCGGAGACCCUACCGGAACGGGCCGCGGAGGGCAAUCGAUUUACGGAUCAACUUUCUCCGAUGAAAUCAGUCCCGAUCUGAAGCACACGGGCGCCGGAAUACUGUCGAUGGCUAAUUCCGGUCCGGACACGAACGGGUCGCAGUUUUUCAUAACCCUUGCACCGACCCAAUGGCUCGACGGUAAGCACACGAUAUUCGGACGGGUGCAUACCGGAAUGCAAACCGUCAAGCGGAUAGGACUGGUCGAGACGGACAAAAACGAUCGACCCGUCGAGCAGGUGAAGAUUCUCAAGGGAAAGGUGGAGAAGUACUGAAGUGAAUGGAAUAAAUUU